This is a messenger RNA of Spodoptera litura, 2359 nucleotides long. The record is from RefSeq and is a predicted model, not a curated record. NCBI's taxonomy places the organism in Eukaryota, Metazoa, Arthropoda, Insecta, Lepidoptera, Noctuidae.
CAAGUUUAUUCGUUUAGUUUAAAUAUUUAUUUCUAUCGAUUCAUUUUCGUUCAGUAAAACGUUUUAGGUAUUUCGUUUUACGAUUUGGUAUCUCGGUUGCGUUUGACGUAUUACAUCGAUUUAUGAAAAGAUGGCGACGUGUGCGAUGCGCACGGGAUGGCGUGCAUCGGCCGGAAUGUGGAAAUCCUCAUCAAUAUACCAAAGAACCUUGCUAAAUGCACAUGUCUACCCCAAUGCGCCGAACUCAAUUAUUACUCUCACACAAAAACGAUCCUUGUUCGUUCUGCCUUUUGGUUUGGACGUCGGUUUAGUCGGUUUUGCUGCGUAUUAUUUGACUAAAUUGAAGAAACCUGAGCCUCAAAAUGUGCUUAGUAUAUUUGGACCGGAUCCUUGGGGUAAGGAAAGUCAGCAGCACCCAGAAAAAGUGGUGCGUUGUAUCGCUCACAGAGGCGCUGCUUUGGACGCUCCAGAGAACACCAUGGAGGCCUUCAAGUAUUGCGUAGAACACGACUGCAAUAUAAUAGAGCUGGACGUACGAGCGUCCAGGGAUGGCAAGCUCAUACUCCUUCAUGACGAGGGCUUGGAACGGCUGACUGGUACCGAUAUAUCCAGUGUUAGGACUACUGACUGGGAUCGGAUCAAGGAUAUUGAUGUCGGGUCUACGCAUCCUAACAGGAAGCAAUUCAAAGACGUUCGCCUCUGCCUUCUAGACGACGCGCUAGAUUAUCUGUUGGCGAAUAACGUCAAAAUUAUAAUCGACGUUAAAGGCGAAGACAAGCAGGUGAUCGCCGGUAUCCUGAGUGCGUAUGCGUCGCGGCCGGCGUUGCACCAACACGCCGCUGUUACGUGCUUCAAUCCAUUCGUACUUUAUCAGGCGCGCGCGGACCUCGACGCGUUUCUGGUCGUACGGUUUGGCGAUAACCUCGCGCUGCACGGGCUGCUCCGUGUCGCGGACUCGGUGCACGCGCUCGUGUGGCGGUGGGCGGCGCGGUGGUGCGCCGUCAGCGCCGUACUGCUCCACAAGGACAUUGUUAGCGCGAGUGAAAUCCACUACUGGCGUUGGCUAGGCAUCCGUUGCGCUGGCUGGUGUGUGAACAGACCUCUUGAGAAACUAUACUGGCGUGGAGUACUCAAGUCGCCCUACCUGGCUAACACUCUACUCGGAGAACCCGAUGUGGAAGGAAAACGUACUGAAAAAGAACUUAGCAACGACCGCCCCGGUCCUCUGGUCGACAAACUACUCGAGCCGGAACGGAAAUUGUCUUCAGGACAAAACUAAAUUGAUUAUACACUAUAAUUAAUUUAAUUGCAUAGGUUAUUCUGCGAUUUUUUACUCUAAUUUGGAUAUAUUUUAACCUUUAAUUGCAUAAAAGCCCAUUUUCCCGCUUAUUCUUUAAAAAAAUAUUUACAAAUAUUAAAGCGCAUGUUGUUUCUGGACCUGGUAGUAUCGACAUUGGUAACGACUGAAUCCGGUCGCUAAGUCGUUUUGAUAUUCACGACUUCGCGACUGUUUUUCAUAUCGAUAUUGGUAACGACAGAAUUCAGUCGCUAAGUCGUGAAAGUCAACACGACUUAGCGACUGUUUUUCAAUGUUAUACUUUUGUGAUAAAGUUAGAAAUCUGAUAAAGUAUUUACGAUUAAUCUUCGAUGACUUAUCCUGUCGCCUGAAUUUGGCUUACAAGUGACAACAUUUAUACAUUUUAAACGUUACUAUUGUAUUCGUUAAAGUUUAAAAUCGCAGAAUUAUCUUCUACAUGUACAAAUUAAAACCAAAUUGAUUAGUAGUUAAUUUAAACUGUUUGAACCAUUUGAUAACUUAUCUCUUAAUAGAUUUUCUUAUUAGAGAUACAAUUUUGACACAUUAUGUAUUAAAUUUAUUUAUAUAAAAUCGUAUCUGUAGGAAGUAAAGCUACAUAUAGAUGGGUUAUUGUAAUGGUCGUUGACAGUUGACGCGCUUAUAUUUAUUUAUUUUAAUUCGUAGAGGCGUUUACUCCGAAAAAAUAUUUUUAUGUUUUUCUGGCUCGUGCAAUUUUUUUUUUCGGUCUUUUAGCAGACUUACUCCACUUUUACAGAUGUCGUAUUUAGAACUGAAUUAAAAAUAUUGGUUAGGUUCAGAUAUCGGUCAGGUGGUGCAGAAAUGAACCUAACGUAGUCAUUAUAUUAAUUGAACAGAUGAUACGUCAAAUAGGGUAGUAUCCUAAAUUUUAUUUUAAUGUCCGUCUGAUACAUUUAUUUAAUAUUUUAGACACUUUCGACGAUAUCAUCACCAACAUCAUCAGCCCGCAUUGCAUCACAGCGUGUCACAUUUUGUAGCACGUUAUGACGUAACGACUAACGACCUCUCACUCCUAAACUUAGA